UAGGAAGGAUGGAAUAGACCGGUCAAGGUAUAAUGUUGAAUAGGGGGAUGUGCUUGUUUUCUUUUGCCAGGGAAAAGGAAAGGCUAUCAAGAUGCCUGAGACCGGCGGCCCAUCAGUUGUUCCGAAGAAGGGUCUGACACUCGAUGACCUCAUUGCGGCCAUCGACCGACAUGAAAGGRACCCGAGCAACAUCCCAAAGGUCGAUACUUUCCAUUUCUGUGGGGAGAGAGUUUCAGAAUGGCUAGAGCGGGUGGAACAAGCUUUGGUUGGGCGGUCGGACAUUGUAAAGUUUCAAUGCAUCCUCCAGUAUGUCUUACACAACUACCAUCAGGAGGUGAAGAAAGUCAUAGAAGCAGCUCAAGGUAGCUGGGAGAGAUUCAAUGAGGGGAUGCAAAGGAAAUACCGCCUGGGAGACGGAUUGUUGACUACCGCGGACCUUGAAGCGAUGAAUAAAGAGGAUUUUACGACGAUAGGGGCCUUUGUACAAGAAUUUAAGAAGAGGGCGCGGAAGGUCCAUGGGAUUUCAGAGGAAGCACAGUGCGCCAUCUUCCUGGGGCUACACACGGCAUCGGAGGCCGUCGAGUUGACGAGACAUGGAGGAGGUAGCACUAAGCUCACCUGGGCCACCAUCGAUAGAGGGGUGAAAGUGGGAUGUUUGGACCAGGUGGAACAACGUCAGGUACGCCUGCAAAGACAAAAGAGAAAGGAAAGAGAUGCGACUGCUUCUGGGACCCCGGGAGUAACAAGGAUUGUUACAGACGUAUUGGCGCAGCUAGGGUAUGCGACAGAGCCGGUGGUGCAAAGGAGGGUGGUAACGGCUGUCAAAGUGAAAGGAAAGGAGCCAGUGAUAGAGGAGGCUGUUCAGGAGGAGCUCUGGGAAGAGGAAGAGCCGGUGCCGCAGCACCUGACAAAGGUCCAGCGCAAAGUGCGUAAUUUGGCGCAGGGCGGACAGGGAUCAAGAAAAGCGCAGGCACCUCAGACCCAGGCAGCAGCCCCUUUAAAUGUGGCGGCUCCAUCAUCUAGUACGGGCCCCUCGCAAGGCUGGGCGCCCUCCUACGGGCAGUGGCCCUAGCCGGUGAUCAAUGCGAUUGUGCC
This is a messenger RNA of Chara braunii, 1095 nucleotides long. NCBI's taxonomy places the organism in Eukaryota, Viridiplantae, Streptophyta, Charophyceae, Charales, Characeae. The record is from the annotation of a GenBank genome assembly.